CACGGCGCCGAUGGCAAGAGGGAGUUCGGAGCCUUCCACGCGGACCUCCGCUCGUGCGCAGCACCAGCAGCACGCUGCAGUCCACCCCGGCAUCCGCAGUCGCAGCUGCCAGUGCAGCUCCAGGAAGUCACCAAGAGCCAGAUCAACAUCAUGAAGGCGACGAAGAUGGAGAUCGCUAGGGCAGUUGACCGAUCAAGACGCGAUAGUCACCAGCAGGCCGGAGGUGUAGCCAUUUUUGUGCACGAGAUUCUGAAUGGACUGGCCCUUCGGGUGGCGGUCCUGGUCUUGAACAGAGCGGCGCUGCCGUUGCAGCUGCUGCUCUUGGAACCGGCCCUGCGGGUGGCAGUUCUGGUG
Messenger RNA from Prorocentrum cordatum, 354 nucleotides. NCBI's taxonomy places the organism in Eukaryota, Dinophyceae, Prorocentrales, Prorocentraceae. The record is from the annotation of a GenBank genome assembly.